Messenger RNA from Canis lupus familiaris (dog), 909 nucleotides. It is a transcript of the gene OR4C26, whose product is annotated as olfactory receptor family 4 subfamily C member 26. Gene Ontology annotation, molecular function: olfactory receptor activity; G protein-coupled receptor activity. The record is from RefSeq and is marked inferred. Lineage: Eukaryota; Metazoa; Chordata; Mammalia; Carnivora; Canidae. Gene Ontology annotation, biological process: G protein-coupled receptor signaling pathway. Gene Ontology annotation, cellular component: membrane.
AUGGAAAUGCCACACAAUAUCACAGAAUUUUUCAUGCUGGGACUCUCACAGAAUGCAGAGAUACAGCGGGUCCUCUUUGUGUUUUUUUUGAUCAUCUAUGUGGCCACGGUGUGUGGCAACAUGCUCACUGUGGUCACUAUCACCUCCAGUCCCAUGCUGGCUUCCCCCAUGUAUUAUUUCCUGGCCAACUUGUCCUUUAUUGACACCUGUUAUUCGUCCUCUAUGGCUCCUAAACUCAUUGCUGACUCCUUGUGUGAGGGGAGAGCCAUCUCUUUUGAGGGCUGCCUGGCUCAGCUCUUUGGAGCCCAUUUUCUGGGAGGUGUUGAGAUCAUUCUGCUCACGGUCAUGGCCUAUGACCGCUAUGUGGCCAUCUGCAAGCCCCUGCACUACACGACCAUCAUGACCAGGCAUCUCUGUGCCCUGCUGGUGGGGGUAGCUUGGUUCGGAGGCUUCCUGCAUUCCCUGGUCCAGCUCCUCCUGGUCCUUCAGCUGCCCUUCUGUGGGCCUAAUGUGAUCAAUCACUUUGUCUGUGACUUGUACCCCUUGCUGGAAGUCGCCUGCACCAACACGUAUGUCAUCGGCGUGCUGGUGGUCGCCAACAGUGGUGUGAUCUGCCUGUUGAACUUCCUCAUGCUGGUUGCUUCCUAUGCUGUCAUCCUGCGUUCCUUGAGGUACCAUGGUGCGGAGGCGAGACGUAAAGCCCUGUCCACCUGUGGGGCUCACUUCACUGUUGUUGCCCUGUUCUUUGUGCCUUGUAUAUUUAUUUAUAUGCGGCCAUCAUCUACUUUGUCCAUAGACAAAAUAGUGUCAGUUUUUUAUGGUAUUUUGACACCUAUGUUGAAUCCACUCAUUUAUACCCUAAGAAAUGAAGAGGUAAAAAAUGCCAUGAGAAAGCUCUUCACUCAGUAA